CUGCUAACAAAAAAUACAGCCUAUCAUUCAUAGUUAAAAGUCGCUCGGUUGAAACGUUUACGAGCUUAAACAGCAUUUAGGUGACAACAAAUCAAAAUUUUGAUGUCACCUUUAUGUUCAGCAUAGUUUUUUUGUUAACUGUGCCAAAUUUUGUCGAAAAUAAAGUAGUUUUAUUUUUCGGAGUAAUUUUGGCCUAAAAUGACAUUAAGGUAAAAUUUUAAUGUCACCAUCAUGUUCGGCAUACUUUUUUGGUUAACUUUGCCAAGUUUUGUCUAAAAUAGUUUUAAUUUUUGGACCAAUUUUGCCCUAAAAUGACAUUUAAGUUACAAAAAUCAAAAUUAUGAUGUCACUAUUAUGUUCAGCAUAUGUUUUUGUUAACUGUGCCAAAUUUUGUCGAAAACAAAUACCAAUUUUGGCUUGAAACGUCAUAUAGAUGACUUCCAAGUACUUAGAGAGUUUAGGUAUGAAGUUUAUUGUUGCAAUUGAUUAUUUCGGACAUAGUUAGUUACGAGUUAGUAAAAAAAAGAAAAGAAAGAAAUAAUAGUUACCAAGAUGAGAUUCGAACUCACGACUACUCCCAUGUCGGUGCUCAGAAAGGCAAAAACUUCCAUUCUUGUAGGACACAUUUGCGUUUUAAUACAAGCUCAUGAGCUUGUAAUAAGACCCACAUUACCAUGGAAUGUAUUCUAAUUUUUAUAUCAGGUAUACACUAUUGCACCAUAUUUCUUUAUAGAUCAAUAAUACAAAUAUGUGGCCAUUAAUCUUAGCUGGUCUUCGAACUUAUUCACCAUACAUUGUCUUUCCAGUUGCACUUGUUGUUGGAACUGUUGGGUGUUUUACUGAAUGGCACUUUUCUGAUCGAAGAAGAGGAAAGAUACAAGCUCCUAGUACACUAGAUGCAAGACAGGAGCGCAAACUAAAGGAGAAAUCUUCAAGUGAUGUAGAUGAUCUGAAAGUUCAAAUUUUAGAUCGCAACUUGAAGAAUCCAGAUAUUUAUAAAAGUUGAUUUGGUGUUUAACAUUGAAUGCAACUCCGUAAAAAUUAGCAAAAGAUCAGAAAAUCUAAUAUCAGAUUAAUGUCAUGUCUGUUUGCAACACAGUCAGUUUUUUGUGCUUUACAAAAUUGUUUUUAUAAACUUGUAUAUUUAAUAAUUCUCUGUUUUUAGAAUAUGAAAAUUAUUUUAUUCUUUGUA
Molecule: messenger RNA, 1192 nt
Organism: Hydractinia symbiolongicarpus
Lineage: Eukaryota; Metazoa; Cnidaria; Hydrozoa; Anthoathecata; Hydractiniidae
Product: small integral membrane protein 12-like
Exons: 1
Coding region: 749-1006 (85 amino acids)
Source: RefSeq, a predicted model, not a curated record